This is a messenger RNA of Paramecium pentaurelia, 586 nucleotides long. The record is from the annotation of a GenBank genome assembly. Lineage: Eukaryota; Ciliophora; Oligohymenophorea; Peniculida; Parameciidae.
AUGAUUAAAUUCUCUUGGAANGUAAGUUUGUGCUGAUGCUGCUGGAGAAUAAUGUGUCAAUACUGCUCAAUCCACUUUGACCUUGUGUUCUGAUGAUGCUUGUGAAACACCUCUCAAUACAAAUGAAUUAGUAAAAGGAGAAACUAUUUAUCUUAAAUAAUCAAUCACUUAAGAAGGAUUUAAAGGAGGAAAAUGGAAACCAAUGGAUGCUGAAAUAACAGUAGUUGCUAAUGGAGUAACAAAGUCAGUUAAACCUAAAAAAUUGGAUAAAGGAUAGAAUGGUGAAUAAAUGUAUCAACUUAAAUUAAACUUCUUGGGUAAUAAAGUCACCAUUGGUUGUGAAGCCUAAAUGGGAGAAACAACAGCUGCUAGAAUUUUGUAAGAAGCAGCAGAUGAUCCUUCAGUUGUAGGAUCUACCUCUGUUUCAUGUAUUAAAGAGACUUCUUCUAGUACAUGUCCAACAGAAGAAUAAGUACUUACUUACAAUUCAGAGAAUUGUUCAGGAGUCUCAUGUGAUGAUGAUGAAAGUUCAAAUGCAAUGAUAUUCAAAGUUGUAAUUACAAUGUUAGGAUUAUUGAUAUUAUGA